This is a messenger RNA of Melampsora larici-populina 98AG31, 504 nucleotides long. RefSeq lists its product as uncharacterized. The record is from RefSeq and is a predicted model, not a curated record. The transcript has a single exon. NCBI's taxonomy places the organism in Eukaryota, Fungi, Basidiomycota, Pucciniomycetes, Pucciniales, Melampsoraceae. The coding region runs from base 1 to 504 and encodes 167 amino acids.
AUGAAGGCGUGCAUAAAAGAGUAUUCAAAACCUGUAGUCAGAAAAAAUCCCCUUUCACUUAAUCAAAUUGAACUCGUCAAGUCUAAUUCUGGUAAUUCUCACAAUGACAAAUUAUUCUUAGCAUUAUUAGGAAUUGGCUUUGGUGGCCUUCAUCAAUUAGGCGAAUUAACUGUUCCCGACUCCGAGUUUCUACUCGAUGCAAAGAAAAUCAUUUUAAGAUCAUCCCUUCAAUUUUCAAGUUGCAAAAAGUUCAUUCAAUAUCACCUCCCAUAUUCAAAAUGCGACUCGACUUUUAUUGGUGCUCCGAUUAUCAUUCAAUCUUUCGAGAAUACGUCGGCUUGUCCAGUCUUAUUAUUAAAAUCAUAUUUGUGUUCCAGAGAUACACUGUUUAUGGCGGCCUCUGAACUUUUCAUUACCUCAUCUGGUUGUUCUCCUUCUCGUAAAUGGUUUUUAUCACGAUUUCAUCAGCAUUUCAAUAAAUCAUUUUUGGGCCACUCUCUUUGA